GUCUGGUUUUACUCAGUGAGGGAAAGCCAAAUACAAAUAAGUUGCUUCCCUGUAUUUUUGUAAUUUAAAUAGUGUAUCUAAUUCUAACACUAGGUGGAGACAAAUAGCCAUCAUUGUUUCUUGCAAUUCUACUGUAGGUAUUCUUUACAUAAAGGCACAUGCAAACAUAUGUAAAGUAGCAGUCCAGCAGUUCCUUUAAUGGAUAUUACCACUGAAUGAAAUGACUGCAUGUGAUGUGGAAGGAGUUACUCAGCUAAUCUGAGUUUUUUUUAUAUUUUUAUUGCAGCAUUUCACAUGUAUAUUUAUAGCCACAUGGGGGCAACAGAAAGCUUUUAACACAGUGCUAACCACUGAGUGUCUGAAACUACUCAGUGGUUAGCACUGUCACCUCACAGCAAGAGGGUUUGAGCCAAGGGCUUUUCUGUGUUGAGUUUGCAUGUUCUCCCUGUGCCUGCAUGGUUUCUCUCCAGGUACUCCAGCUUCCUCCCACAGUCCAAAGACAUGCAGCUUAGGUUGGUGAGUGUGAAUGGUUGUUUGUCUAUAUGUGUUGGCCCUGCAAUGGACUGGCGAUCCGUACAGGGUGUACCCCACCUCUCGCCCAAUGUCAGCUGGGAUAGAUUUAAGCACCCCUGCAACCCUUAACAGGUAAGUGCCAUAGAUAGAUGGAUGGAUGGAAACUACUCAUUUAUUGUUCUCUGUGUAAAAGACAUUCAACUUGAUAGUUGAGUAAAAUUUUAGACACUAUGAAAUAUGACUCAUUGCAUUAUGGGAUAUUAAAAGACAGUCCUUUCAGAUACUUUGUAGUUUUUGAAGGGCACUUUAGAACAAUAAAUUCUGACGCCAGUGUAAAAGAGCAGUGGAUAAAUACAUACAGUAAGUAGCGAGUGAGUUUCAGAGAUAACAACUGACAUAUUGACAUAUCACUGUAAGAGGCAAAAAAAGCUUUGUAGGAUUUGAAGAAGUGCAGAUUGUGAUAUAAUUCUCCAUCCAUUGUUAUUAUCACAUUGUUAAUGUGAAAAAAUGGAUCAGUGCAGCUUUAAUCAGCCGCCAGUUCGGGCAACCAAAGCUCUGAUAAACCCACUCCACAUUACCAGCCCAAAACCAAACAUAAGACAAAUUUAUUCAGGAACUAGACCAAACAAGAACUAAAAGGAGACUGAAUAUUGGACUUAGAUUUAGACAUGACUCCCCAGUGUUUAGAUAUUGUAACUUGAAUUGAAGUAUUAAGUCAAAAAGGUACUGCACUAUUAAGUCUCAAUGGAGAGACUGUCAGAAAGGGACUAUUCUUGAUAGUGUUUAAGUCAGACAAAGGGAAAUUAUCUUGAAGAAAUUAAAGGAGGAUGAAGAUCAGUAGCCCAAACUCUUCAUCAACUGGGAGACAUCACAGGUUUACAAAUUAGCCAAUAUAGCAUUAAACUUAGCCUACAAGUGUCAAGAUGGUUGAUGAAAAAGAGCUAACUAAGCAGCUUUCAGCAGUGACAGUGGAAAAGGUUCACUACAGGAAUGUGGAGAUAGACCUGGGACUUUUCAUUCUUUCCCUGUAACUAUUUACUUUGCAGUCCGCCGCCUGUGACAUCAGAACGGAGACUAUAUAAAUGAAUGGAGGUAGGCAGCUUUAAUAAAUACAUCCUCUCCAGAGGAGGAGAAGAAGAAGGGAGUGAGAGUGGACAAGGUGAUGAAGAUGGACAGAAGAGAAAGCCAGGUGGUUUGUUCUUUGCUUUGUAUGAUCACACAGGUGUGGUGUCAGCUGUGUGUUGGUCCAUGUCAGUGUCCGUCCACUGUGCCGCGCUGCCCUGUUGGCAUUCCUUUGGUGUUUGACAGCUGUGGGUGCUGCCAGCUGUGUGCCAGGCAGGAGGGUGAGGCCUGCACCGACCAGCUGCCCUGCGACACACACCGUGGGCUGCAGUGUGAUUACAGUGCCAGCUUCCCUGGAGGACCAGGACAGUGUGUUGGUCAGAACGAGCUGGGCUGUGAGAUAAAUGGCAGGCGGCUGGAGGAGGGCCAGGCUUUUCAGCCUUCCUGUGCACAGCUCUGCCACUGCCUGGGAGGAGGUGUGUCCUGUGUACCUCUGUGCAGUGAUGAUCUGCAGAGACCUACUGAUAAGUGCCCCAAUCCUCAGCUGGUGCGACUACCAGGGCGCUGCUGCAAAGAGUGGAUGUGUCAUGACCUGGACAACAGUAUUUCCUCAAAUCCAUCAGCAG
Molecule: messenger RNA, 2201 nt
Organism: Lates calcarifer (barramundi perch)
Lineage: Eukaryota; Metazoa; Chordata; Actinopteri; Centropomidae
Product: CCN family member 5-like
Biological process (GO): cell adhesion; signal transduction
Cellular component (GO): extracellular region; extracellular matrix
Molecular function (GO): integrin binding; heparin binding
Source: RefSeq, a predicted model, not a curated record